AUGGACAAAAGUUGGAUGAAUCUCCAUGAUAGGCUUAGAUCAGCUGAAUAUGCAGAAGGUGUUGAGCAGUUCCUCACAUUGGCAAGAAACCACGCAGCUGGAAGUGACCAUAUUCGAUGUCCGUGCCGUGUAUGUGCUAAUAACAUUUGGUUACCUAUAAGUGAGGUGGAAACUCACUUGUUCAUUACAGGGAUUAAUCCUAACUACACAGACUGGAUAUUUCUCGGGGAGGAGGAAGUAUGGAAUGUGAUCGAUGAUAAAGAUAAUGUUGAGGCCGUUAGUGAUGAAGCAAAAUACAUUGAUGACAUAGAUGAGAUGUUAGAUGACUUCAAGGCUGGGACGUUCGGUGAAGGAACCUCGGGCAACCCCAUCCAUGAUGGCCCGACUCCUAUACCUAACAUUAAUCAAAGCAACGCAUUUGAGAAACUAUUAAAUGAUGCCCGACAGCCACUCUUUGACGGUUGUGCACAGUUUUCCCAACUCUCCUUCAUUGUGAAGUUGCUACAUAUUAAAACAAUUGGGGGCUGGUCAAUAAAAUCAUUUGACAUGUUACUUGAGUUGUUGAGGUUUGCAUUUCCUAAUGCUCUCUUGCCACGCUCAUACCAGGAGUCACGAUCAUUGCAGCGGGGUUUGUGCUUUACAUACACCAAAAUUCAUGCUUGCCGUAAUGAUUGCAUUUUAUUUUGGAGGGAACAUUCCAACCUAAAUGAGUGCCCUCAAUGUGGGGUUUCACGGUGGAUGUCAACCACACACAACAAACGCCUAAUCCCUCAGAAGGUCCUACGUCAUUUCCCCUUGAAACCAAGGUUACAGCAGCUAUUCAUGUCACAGAAGGCAGCUUCUGAUAUGAGAUGGCAUAAAGAGUAA
Messenger RNA from Carya illinoinensis, 867 nucleotides. RefSeq lists its product as uncharacterized. The transcript has a single exon. The coding region runs from base 1 to 867 and encodes 288 amino acids. Lineage: Eukaryota; Viridiplantae; Streptophyta; Magnoliopsida; Fagales; Juglandaceae. The record is from RefSeq and is a predicted model, not a curated record.